AUGGCACUUGCAAAAGAGCGAGCUGUUGCACAAGAUUCGCACUUGGCCUCGAUCCAAUCCUACUCACACUUCAGCAAUGCUUAUGGCGGAUCGUCGAUUCAAGUGUCCGAUUCUCCUCUUGGAUUUUUCAGCUUCGAGAGCUACCACAAGGCGGCGCUUGAAGAAGGAGAUGGCUCGGAGAAGACAGACGGUCCAUUAAAGAGCCUCUCCACUGGCCAUUUUCCUUCUCUACCCAAUCUUCACGACAUGGACGGGCCUGGCGAAUUCAUGUUCGGAGCCACCGAUUCUCCUUCUCCUGAUGAAGGUCAAUCUCUUCUCAACUUCAAGACUGGGCCUGAUCAUUGGUCCUACUCAAGCGGCUCCGUGCUUAGCUUUGAUCAAGGGGACCGGCUUUCUCACGCUACCCAUUCAAAGAUUGACCAUGAAGAUGAAUACUCGAUCUGGGUCGAUUCGGAGGACCAUGGCAAUCAGUGCAAUCACCUCGAUUCGAAUAGAGGCAUUGAUUCCCGCCUCGAUGAUGACAUGAACUGUUAUGAGAAGGCCAGCGGAUAUGGCUCGCUGAACAAUUCUUGUAAGGAAGGCCGACAUGGGGAUGCACGGCCUGGGUGGCUAUACACAGGAGCUCUAGCCAGUGACGAUCUCCACGACACUGAGGGAUCAGACAGAAGCUACCAUAAGCGCCCUUACUCAGGCAGUGAUAUGCAAGCUUUAAAGAAGCAUUGUGGCGGCUCACCUAAGAAGGCCAAACCAAAGCCAAUUCCAUCAAAGGACCCUCAGAGUAUUGCCGCUAAGAAUCGAAGGGAGCGGAUCAGUGAACGGCUGAAGAUACUGCAAGAUCUUGUACCGAAUGGGACGAAGGUGGAUUUGGUGACCAUGUUAGAGAAAGCCAUAAGCUAUGUGAAGUUCCUUCAAUUGCAAGUGAAGGUAUUGGCGACCGACGAAUUCUGGCCGGCGCAAGGUGGGAAAGCUCCUGAGGUUGCUCAAGUGAAGGAAGCCAUUGAUGCCAUCCUCUCUUCUCACAAAGAUAGGAAUUCAAGCUCCAAAUGAGAGAGAGAGAGAGAGAGAGAGAGAGAGAGAGAGAGAGAGAGAGAGAGAGAGAGAGAGAGAGAGUCUAAUGUGGGAAGUGGACCCAAGAAGAAGUUGAUGGGGAGAGGAGAGUGAGAAUCCCAUGUGGGAAGUGGACCCAAGAAGAAGCAGAAGUUGUUAAGGAAUAGAAAUAACAUAAGACUCCUAACAAAACCAAAACACAUGGGCACAAAGUAAAAGCCUUUGUUUUGGACUUUAGUGCUACAAAAUUCUCCUUUCAUUCCUUUUGUUCUUUUCCUUUUUUUUUUCUUUUGUCUAUUUUCUCUUCUGAUCUGUAAUGGUAUUUAUUUUAUUUUAUCUUGGAUGUAACGGAACUGAACUGAGUUGAUCUGAGUAUAUGAGAUUGAGAAGCUACUAUGGAUUUUGUUAGAUGGGUGGUGACACAAUAAAAGGGUGGCCACAUUCAAUUUCUGGUGACAUUUUCAUCUUCUCGUGUUAUUUUGAAUUUCUCGCGUUCUUGAAAGACAAGGGGUUUUAAUGCUGUCGCAGAGUUGUGAUGGUUCAUACUCAUGCACUCAGUACUCUUGGCAUGUGAAUCACUAAACCUUCCAAACCAUGGUCCAGCUUUACACAUAAUGGAUGUUUCAACUGGCUGAGUAGAGGACAAUCGAUGGACGGUUAAGAUGAAAAUAUGGAAAAUGGUCCACAAGCAAAGUCUGCGAUGGUUCAAUGAAUCUGAUUUUGUGGUUGACUUGUGUGCAGAUGCUCCCACAAAUUGGUCCAUUUAAUUUGAGUUACUGUGCUCAAACUCUGUAUGGACGGUCAGUAUCGCACCUAGCCUGGGGUGGGCCUCCCACAUUCAUCAUCAGAUGGUGUCUAUUUCACGGUUUGGAAGGAUUUUUGAAGGGAACGAACGGUGCAUAUUGCAUCAUGCACAUUACACGUCCAUUAUUCUAUGCAGGCACUCAUUGCAAAUUUCUGAUCUGACAAUGAUGGGCGUUUCCCACGAAACCGCUCUAGGUAUCCACAUUUCUUUAGUGGGCCCCACACUUUCCAAAUGUUGACAAGUUUCCCACCCGACCAUUGUCUGUUGUCUGAUCAUAAUUAGACGAUGGCGAUAAGCCUAUUUAACUUUUUUUUUUUUUUUUUUCCUUUUCUGAAUUGAGGUUAUUUAACUAAUUUUUUUUUUCUGAAUUAAGCGAAUUGAUUUAAUUCGGGACUCGCAACAAAUUAGUUGGGGAUUCAUCUACAAUAUUCCUAUUAUGUGGGCCCCACAUGAUUGAUGGUUUGGAUUGAAUAAUUUAUUUUAACUUUAGAUUAUUUGAUUUGAGCAUAUUAGUGGGCUCUAUCUGAAUUGUGAUCUGUUUAAAUACGUAAAAGGUGUUGAUGUUUC
Messenger RNA from Magnolia sinica, 2419 nucleotides. RefSeq names its product putative transcription factor bHLH086. Gene Ontology annotation, cellular component: nucleus. The transcript has 5 exons. Gene Ontology annotation, biological process: regulation of transcription by RNA polymerase II. Lineage: Eukaryota; Viridiplantae; Streptophyta; Magnoliopsida; Magnoliales; Magnoliaceae. Gene Ontology annotation, molecular function: protein dimerization activity; RNA polymerase II cis-regulatory region sequence-specific DNA binding; DNA-binding transcription factor activity, RNA polymerase II-specific. The record is from RefSeq and is a predicted model, not a curated record. The coding region runs from base 1 to 1047 and encodes 348 amino acids.